Molecule: messenger RNA, 1122 nt
Organism: Aspergillus ochraceoroseus IBT 24754
Lineage: Eukaryota; Fungi; Ascomycota; Eurotiomycetes; Eurotiales; Aspergillaceae
Gene: pre6
Product: proteasome core particle subunit alpha 4
Exons: 5
Coding region: 113-928 (271 amino acids)
Biological process (GO): ubiquitin-dependent protein catabolic process
Cellular component (GO): proteasome core complex, alpha-subunit complex; proteasome core complex; nucleus
Source: RefSeq, a predicted model, not a curated record
CUCCGAUACCACGAAUUGCAUAUUCUUUUUGUUCUUUCUUCUCUACUCUGUCUACUCAGUUCUUUUGAUUCCUUGGCUGUAUUGCUUUUCUCAACCAUUUCUGCUACCCAUAAUGUCCGGAUACGAUCGAGCUCUUUCAGUUUUCAGCCCUGAUGGGCACGUCUUCCAGGUUGAAUAUGCCAUGGAAGCCGUCAAGAGAGGAACUUGCGCUGUCGGUGUAAAAGGAAAGGAUGUCGUCGUACUGGGCUGCGAGAAACGCUCCGCUCUGAAACUCCAAGAUACCCGCAUUACACCCUCGAAGAUCGCCGUGCUGGACAACCAUGUCGUCCUCGCCUUUGCCGGACUGAACGCCGACGCUCGCAUUCUUAUUGACAAAGCUCGUUUAGAAGCCCAGUCACACCGCCUUACUGUCGAGGACCCCGUCACGAUCGAAUACAUCACCAAAUACAUUGCUGGCGUGCAGCAGCGGUACACACAGAGCGGAGGUGUUCGGCCCUUUGGUAUCAGCACCUUGGUUGUUGGAUUUGACCCGAACGACAAGACACCUAGGCUAUACCAGACAGAGCCAUCGGGUAUCUAUUCUGCGUGGAAAGCCAAUGCUAUUGGUCGUUCUAGCAAGACUGUUCGCGAGUUCCUCGAGCGCAACCACCAGGAUGAUAUGGACCGCGAACAGACAAUUCAGCUCACCAUCAAGUCGUUGCUGGAGGUGGUGCAGACCGGGGCCAAGAACAUUGAGGUGGCUAUCAUGUCGCCCGGUAAGACGAUCGAGAUGCUUCCAGAUGACCAGAUCGAGUCCUACGUCAAGAGCAUAGAAACGGAGAAGCAGGAGGAGGCUGCGAAGAAGAAAACCGGUCGAUCCGGCACCACCACCGCGGCUAUUCUAACCCGGUCUGGUGGAGGGGAGGCUGGUGAGACGUCCCGGGAGUAGACUUGGGAGCAGCUGCGACCUGAUUAGAAGGGGCUACGUGGGCUACGUUGACCUAUGAGACUAGUGCUUUUAUCUGUUUAAUCUCUGGAAUAAUAUCUUUGCCGAAGCGAGCAAUUUACGAAAAAAUAAGAAACCGGUUGCGAAAGUAUACACCGGGAUAUCUAAUCCGGUUUGCACAAGGGGCGUGUAGCGAC